This is a messenger RNA of Oreochromis aureus, 2041 nucleotides long. RefSeq names its product coagulation factor II (thrombin) (gene f2). Bases 94 to 1956 code for a protein of 620 amino acids. The transcript has 15 exons. Gene Ontology annotation, biological process: blood coagulation; proteolysis; positive regulation of blood coagulation. NCBI's taxonomy places the organism in Eukaryota, Metazoa, Chordata, Actinopteri, Cichliformes, Cichlidae. Gene Ontology annotation, molecular function: serine-type endopeptidase activity; calcium ion binding. Gene Ontology annotation, cellular component: extracellular region. The record is from RefSeq and is a predicted model, not a curated record.
GACGGACAGAGAGACAGAGACGGACAAACAAAGCUAUAGACACACUGAGUACUGCUGGAUCUGGUUCUGAGGUUCUGCUCAGAGGUCUGGAUCAUGAUGGAACCAACAUCAAAACCUGCUGCUGUUCUGCUGCUGUUUCUCCUGCACAGCUGUGUAGCAAACCAUGUUUUUCUCAACAGCCACCUCGCAUCACAGGUUUUGGUCCGGAACAGACGAGCCAAUCAGAUGUUUGAGGAGCUGAAAGCAGGGAACCUGGAGAGAGAGUGUGUGGAGGAAAUCUGCGACCACGAAGAAGCCAGAGAGGUGUUUGAGCAGCCAGAUAAAACAGAAAAAUUCUGGAACAAAUACCUCGACUGUAAAGGAACUCGGAUGUCAAGAACAGCAAAAAACAUCAAUCUCAUCAGAACAUGCAUAGAAGGUCAGUGUAUUUCUGGUCAGGGUAAUGGUGUGAACUACGAAGGAGACAUCAGCAUCACGCAGUCGGGCAGAGUGUGUCAACACUGGAGGCACAGCUUUCCACAUCCUAUCUUUAGAGAGUAUAACGCUUCAGAGCCAGGCAGCAAUUUGAAGGAGAAUUUCUGCAGAAACCCUGACCGUCGUCCAGAAGGACCCUGGUGUUUUACCAAAGACCCAUCUGUCCAGAAAGAAACCUGCAGAGUACCAAUAUGUGGUGAAAACUUUGUCCCACCCACUGUGGCCACGAAACCACACAAACCUAUAGUGUGCUUGCCCAAUAAUGGUAUAGAAUAUAAUGGGGACCUAAGUGUUACCAUAGGAGGUCACACCUGCCUGCCAUGGUCAUUACCGGAGGUAAAAACCCUCAGUCAGGACAAAGAGUUCAUCCCUGAAGUUCAGCUACAGACCAACAAGUGCCGAAAUCCUGACGGUGACUUUGAGGGCCCCUGGUGCUAUGUCAGGAUUGCUGGAAAUAUAACAAUGGACUACUGUGACCUGCAGCUAUGUGAUGACCCGCUAUUAGGGCCUGAGCAAACAACUGUGACCGAAGGCAGGGAGCGCUCCGUCUUAGGUCAGGCCAGGAAAAACCUUUUCAGUCCUCGCACAUUUGGACAAGGAGAGGAUGAUUGUGGACAGCGUCCCCUGUUUGAAAAGAUAAGCAAAACAGAUCAAAAAGAAGCAGAGCUUUUGGAGUCAUACGCAGGGGCUCGUAUCGUUGGGGGUGAUGACGCUGAAGUGGGCUCAGCUCCAUGGCAGGUGAUGCUGUACAAGCGUAGCCCACAGGAGUUAUUGUGUGGAGCCAGUCUGAUCAGUGAUCAGUGGAUCCUCACUGCAGCUCACUGCAUCCUUUACCCACCCUGGAACAAGAACUUCACCAUCAAUGAUAUACUGGUCCGCCUGGGAAAACACAACAGAGCCCAGUUUGAGCGUAACAUUGAGAAGAUUGUGGCAAUUGAUGAAAUCAUUGUCCACCCCAAGUACAACUGGAAGGAAAACCUGAACCGUGACAUCGCUCUGCUGCACAUGAGAAGGCCGGUCAUAUUCACUGAUAAGAUCCAUCCUAUCUGCCUGCCCAGCAAGACGGUCGCCAAGUUUCUGAUGUCUGAAGGCUUUAAGGGCCGAGUUACCGGGUGGGGGAACCUGAAGGAAAGCUGGAACCCUGCAGUGAGAAAUUUACCAUCAGUCCUUCAGCAAAUCCACCUACCGAUAGUGGACCCGAACAUCUGCCGCAGCUCCACUUCAGUCAAGAUCACAGACAACAUGUUCUGUGCUGGUUAUAAACCAGACGAUAACAAUCGUGGAGACGCCUGUGAGGGAGACAGCGGUGGACCUUUUGUAAUGAAGUACCCGGCAGAGAACCGCUGGUAUCAGAUUGGCAUCGUGUCAUGGGGAGAGGGCUGCGAUCGCGACGGGAAGUACGGCUUCUACACUCACCUGUUCAGGAUGACCAGGUGGAUAGGCAAAGUUAUUGAAAAGAUGGGAGGAAGCGAUGAUGAGUAAACACAAGUACUCGAUCAACGUCAAUCACUUCACAUUCAUCCCUGUUAAGCAACAUGGCCCCAAUAAAGAUUGUCAUCGCAUUGUA